GAGAUGAAACGGUAGUUCGCUUGUUUUUUUCCUACAAACCAAGAUAUAUCCCGCUCUACACCUAUGUAUUGAGCACUGUUAUAUGAACGCCUGCACUCACGCAUUAUAUAUAUAUUGCUAUACACAAAGUUGACAUCAUGAUAUUGAUAACGUAUCUAAAUAGAAUACGUGACAUCAUGAUAUUGAUAAUGUACCUAAAUGGAAUACAUGACAUCAUGAUAUUGAUAACGUACCUAAAUGGAAUACGUGACAUCAUGAUAUUGAUAACGUACCUAAAUGGAAUACGUGACAUCACGAUAUUGAUAACGUACCUAAAUGGAAUACGUGACAUCAUGAUAUUGAUAACGUACCUAAAUGGAAUACGUGACAUCAUGAUAUUGAUAACGUACCUAAAUGGAAUACGUGACAUCAUGAUAUUGAUAACGUACCUAAAUGGAAUACGUGACAUCAUGAUAUUGAUAACGUACCUAAAUGGAAUACGUGACAUCAUGAUAUUGAUAACGUACCUAAAUGGAAUACGUGACAUCAUGAUAUUGAUAACGUACCUAAAUGGAAUACGUGACAUCAUGAUAUUGAUAACGUACCUAAAUGGAAUACGUGACAUCAUGAUAUUGAUAACGUACCUAAAUGGAAUACGUGACAUCAUGAUAUUGAUAACGUACCUAAAUGGAAUACGUGACAUCAUGAUAUUGAUAAAGUACCUAAAUGGAAUACGUGACAUCAUGAUAUUGAUAACGUACCUAAAUGGAAUACGUGACAUCAUGAUAUUGAUAACGUACCUAAAUGGAAUACGUGACAUCAUGAUAUUGAUAACGUACCUAAAUGGAAUACGUGACAUCAUGAUAUUGAUAAUGUACCUAAAUGGAAUACGUGACAUCAUGAUAUUGAUAACGUACCUAAAUGGAAUACGUGACAUCAUGAUAUUGAUAACGUACCUAAAUGGAAUACGUGACAUCAUGAUAUUGAUAACGUACCUAAAUGGAAUACGUGACAUCAUGAUAUUGAUAACGUACCUAAAUGGAAUACGUGACAUCAUGAUAUUGAUAACGUACCUAAAUGGAAUACGUGACAUCAUGAUAUUGAUAACGUACCUAAAUGGAAUACGUGACAUCAUGAUAUUGAUAACGUACCUAAAUGGAAUACGUGACAUCAUGAUAUUGAUAACGUACCUAAAUGGAAUACGUGACAUCAUGAUAUUGUUAACGUACCUAAAUGGAAUACGUGACAUCAUGAUAUUGAUAAUGUACCUAAAUGGAAUACGUGACAUCAUGAUAUUGAUAACGUACCUAAAUGGAAUACGUGACAUCAUGAUAUUGAUAACGUACCUAAAUGGAAUACGUGACAUCAUGAUAUUGAUAAUGUACCUAAAUGGAAUACAUGACAUCAUGAUAUUGAUAGUGUACCCAAAUAGAAUACGUGCUUAUUAUAUUGAUAACGUACCCAAAUAGAAUACGUGAUUAUUAUAUUGAUAACGUACCCAAAUAGAAUACGUGAUUAUUAUAUUGAUAACGUACCUAAAUGGAAUACGUGAUCAUCAUUAUAUUGAUAACGUACCUAAAUGGAAUACGUGAUUUCCAUCUUGCUGUGGUACAAAGAAACCCUCGAUAGAAGAGCCAUAGUGGUCUCCCCAGUCCUCCGGUUCCGAGAAAUGGCUAAUAAUCAAAGAGGAUGAUGGGAAGUAGGGGUAGUUGUUGCUAUCAAUCAAAUUUUUAAUCCUGUCGCCGGGGAUGUUAUCAAACUUUUUCAGCGUCACGCCACUAAGGUUCCUGGAAAGCAUGUCUGGAAGAGAGAAGACAGCGAUGAAUAAGUAAUUAUGGUUAAGUAUUGGAGGUGGACUGGGUACCGGCCGAGUCAGUGGUACCAUAUUUACAUGUUCAAUAAUUUGCAUGUCUUUGGUUCAAUGCAUAAAUUUAAUUAUUUACAUGUUUAAUAAUCGUUAUCUUUUUCUUGGGGGAGAUAAUUCUACCAGCCUUCCUUCCUCCUUCCUUCCUCCUUCCUUCCUACUCGUAGAGUAUCUAAAACAUUUCCCUUAACUUGAUGUUUGUUUUAUUUACUUCAAGUGUCUGUUUGAUAGACUUCCUUGGCAGUAUUUCAAUACUUGUAACAGGACGUCGUGGACUCACUGUACCCUAUGACAACACGGGUAGACGAUAACUUAUGACGCCUUGGGCAGAUUGUACCAAGAAGUCACAAGAUAACUGUACCUGUGACGUCAUGAGCUGCUGCCCAUGACGUCAUGAGAUGACUGAAGUAACUGAACCUCAGUCCACUUACCUCACAGAUCAGUGAGGUUAGGAGGUAAGUAAUUUCGCCGCCGACUACGAUCAUACCUGUGACUUGAUGAGGUGACUCUCGUAUGUGGAAGGUCUUCCCGUGAUUUACGGCUUUGAAAUGUAUUUUGGGGUCGUUUCCAAAGACUGGAUCAGAAUGUCCAUUGGGGUCGACUAAGUCAAACAUGAGGUGCAACGCUUGCGAGGAGUCAUUCACGGCAUCCGCCUGGAUGGAUUUGCUGAGCUCGUGUACGGCAUCCGCCUGGAUGGAUUUGCUGAGCUCGUGUUCGGCAUCCGCCUGGAUGGAUUUGCUGAGCUCGUGUACGGCAGGCCUCGUGGUGCCCGAGUAUUCCUGGUAACCCUUCAAGCAUAUCAAACAUAUUUGUUUUAAAUAAUUGUCCUUAGCUUCUUUAGCGGUCAUCGCCGAUAUGAGCCCCUUGCAAAGGUUAAACACCAUUUCAGUUUAUGCCAAUUCGAGCAACGAACAUUUAGAUUUUUCUUGGUUGGCAUAUAAUUUGUGAAAUAUUAAUUUGAGUAAUGAUUUGAAGGACAGAAGAUUGUUGUGUGAUUUGUCCCUGGACCACUAGUUGUAACAGACAAAAGCAUGGAAGGAAAUGGAAGGAAACGUGUGUUAUAAAGCCACACACAAAAUCAGGAGAUUAGAAUCCUGAAACUAUGCAUAAAAACUGUAUGGUAAUACCGGCUCAUAAUCAUCAUCAUCUUCAACAGUAACUCCGCUGCGCUUCUUGUCUGCAGGCUCGGCCUUCAUAAUCCACCCUUCGCCAGAACGUUGGACAUGAACCUUCAUCUUGGGGCUACGAAGAGGCUCUGUACCAUCAUCAGAACUGUUCGCUUUAAGAUGAAGGGGAAUGCCAAGAUGGUUCACCAGAUAGAAAUAAUACGAGUUUUCUGGAAUUACACAAGGAAAGUUUUGUUUAAUUCCAGGCGCCCUCCUUUGGCGAGCGUCAGUAAAAAUAAGAGAAUAAUACGUUCUAGCGCGGUCCUUAGGUCAACACAGUCCACCGUUUUGUUUAAGCAUAACUUGAUUGCUCUGCUCGCCACAGGGAGAGGAACGACGUAAGACGGCCUGUGGUGAAGGGGUAGGUCAAUAUAAUAGACAUACUGCGGGAGGUAAACAGUCUAAUCUUUAUGGCAGCCCAGUCCCUUCGCCUACUGAAUCUUCCACUGGAGCGGGAACACAAGCACUGUAACUAAAAAUGGAUUAUCAAAUACAACUACCCCCACAUGCGAGCACCAUCUGUAUCACGUGACAGGCUUCGUGAAACUCCUUCACGUACGAGACCUCCGUUUUAGUGUCCGCGUAGACAGGGAAUAUGGAAGACAUUACUUCGCCUCAUUUGUAACCUGCUCGAAUCAAAGAAUAAAUUUGGAAAAUUCCAAGAUCACCCUGAUUCGAACCUGGACCACGAUAAGUUUUGUAUUGGAUUCUCGCCUGGUGCUAUUGGAUGCAGAACAACUUUGCAUCCAUCAUUAUUAAAGUGACUUCCUAAGGGAUGUAAGACUAGUCGCUGUACGUCCGUGGAACUUUUACAAACGACCUGCCUGAGAUGAUUUCCAAGAAGUUGGAAUGCGUUUUCGCCGUGGACAGUAGCCUGGCGAGCAUGCGCAUUCUAGUGAGACCGCUGGCAGUACGCCCCCUCUGACCUGCAGGCCUGGAUAGUGAGCAGAGAAGAAGAGACACCUUGAUGACGUCACUUGGAGUCCACCGCUGGAAUCCAUACCGAGGCAGUGCAGAGCCUCGCUUUGGUUCGUUUUGAACUUGAUCAAGUAAUAGUUGCCGUCUACGACAGGCGUUACUUAAGGAAAAAUAUGUCAUUAGUUUUAAUGGAGUAAGCGAAUAAAUAUGUAUUUUAGCGGACUCGUGAUGAACCGCAACCUUCA
Molecule: messenger RNA, 4172 nt
Organism: Nematostella vectensis (starlet sea anemone)
Lineage: Eukaryota; Metazoa; Cnidaria; Anthozoa; Actiniaria; Edwardsiidae
Exons: 3
Coding region: 138-1448 (436 amino acids)
Source: RefSeq, a predicted model, not a curated record